Messenger RNA from Pestalotiopsis fici W106-1, 870 nucleotides. RefSeq lists its product as uncharacterized. NCBI's taxonomy places the organism in Eukaryota, Fungi, Ascomycota, Sordariomycetes, Amphisphaeriales, Sporocadaceae. Bases 1 to 870 code for a protein of 289 amino acids. The record is from RefSeq and is a predicted model, not a curated record. The transcript is spliced from 2 exons.
AUGAGCUCUGGCAGGAAGCCCAGAGCGAGCAACCCUCGCAGGCCCUCAGCCAGAAAAGCCCGGGCCCGGCGUACUGCCCCUUCUCCUUCCCGCCGCCGUCAAUACCGGCUACGCUGCCCAUUCCAUGCCAAAUUUCCCGAUAAGUUUAGAGGCUACAAUUCUUCCUGCCAGGGAACUGGAUUUGAGACAAAUGCACGUGUUGUCGAGCACCUAAAGAGAGCCCACGGGCCGGUCGAGCUAAGCGACGAUGCCGUCACUGACCCGGAGGCCACCGCCUCUCCAGGCCCUCCGCAAGCCGUGGCGGCGGACCGCGACAGCGAGCGAGUAACCAACGAACAAUUCGACUUGAUCGCCAGCCUUCCACGAAACCCAAACAUUCAGGAGAAAUGGGAGAAGAUCUACAAUAUUAUUUUCCCAGGCGAUGAAGCUAUCAAACCUGCCUACAUGGUCUCAGUGGAACGGUUGCGAGACCACGCCCGGAACCCGCCAGAUUCGCUUAUUCUCAAGCUGAUUGGCGCGGGCAUGGGGGCGUCUCAUCAAGAAAUACGCCUCUUCCUGCAAAAUUGUCUUCUUUUCAUCGACAUUGUCGGCGGUAGUCCUUCGUCUUUGCCGCCAUCCAUUGUUACCCCCCCUCAAACCGAACUAGGACAGCUAUCCCUGAGUUCUGAGAGCCUUGUGGGUACUUCUUCAGCGGGCGACAUGAAAGAUAAUACUGGUAUAGGUGAACAAUUUUGUUUUCCAGAGACAGAUUGUUCUCCUGGGCAUGGUUUUGAGAGUACGCAUGACUAUACCUUUGAAAUGAUUGAUUUUGAAGCAUUGAGGGUUGGGCAAGAUUACACGGACAAAGAAAUGGCAGAGGCUCUUGAGUAG